Colletotrichum navitas is the source of this 704-nucleotide messenger RNA. RefSeq lists its product as uncharacterized. The transcript has a single exon. Lineage: Eukaryota; Fungi; Ascomycota; Sordariomycetes; Glomerellales; Glomerellaceae. The record is from RefSeq and is a predicted model, not a curated record. Bases 143 to 598 code for a protein of 151 amino acids.
GCCGACACAGGCGGGAAGAGAGAAGCGAGCGGACGAGUGCGUGCGAUAUCUCGAGCAAAUAGAAUUAACGACCCGGGACGAGGAAAUUUCAUGAUCAAGAGGCCGGCCAUGCUUCUUUUGGGUUAACAACACAUAUUGUCUUAUGGUAGUAUCGUAUUAUAGAAUGGAUGAUAAGGGCCCAGACUCCAACGGACGAGAGAGAGAGAGAGACAAAGAGUGGAGAGAGGGUCGAGGUAUCCAAGGGUCGACAGCACUUGGACGGGGUCCAGGACCGAACCAAAAGGGGAGAAGAUUUAAAAAAAUGAAAGGAAGAAAAAAAAAAAAGGGCAUUUCCUUCUUUUUGCUGCAGAAUGAAGACACACGCACGUGCCAAUACCGAUCGAUAAUGCCCUGCUCCUUUCUGGGUCUGUCCAAAUCGCAUAUUGUCUAUCCGUAUAUCCGUCUUACAUCACCCGCCCUGCCCCCCUCCCCGUUCCCACUUAAGCGCUGCCCAUUUCGAGAGCCGCGCUAUGCCUCAUCCUUCAUCUCCCUCGGGUUCUCUCUCACCAUCACUUUCAUUCUCUUGCUCUGUGUAUCUCGCCGUCGCCUUUUGUCGUAAUCUGCGACUCUUCUUCUCGCCUGUCCAUUAUAUCCAACUUUUUUUUUUUUUUUUUUUUUUUUUACCUCCUUCGCCGCUUCUCGUGAUCCUACCACCAUCGUGUCCA